AUGGGGAAGAGCGGUGACUGCGGUUCACGACGUUCGAAAACCAUCAUUGAUGUUCAUGUAUUGCUGGGUUUGUCGUCUGAUUUGGUAUAUGAGGCGUAUACGAAGCCGAUGUUAAGACAUGGGCUGCGGAUCCCUGAUGCCGUCACGGGAGCGAUUGGGCGAACUGGGGUCUGCGUUUGGACUCGAGAAACCUCAUUGCUAUACGAUGAAAAAUUCUAUGGACCUCUGAACAAGGAGAGAGUUGCAGAAGUUGUUGCUCAUGAGCUCGCACAUCAGUGGUUCGGCAACUUGGUCACACUGAAAUGGUGGGAUAAUUUAUGGUUGAACGAAGGCUUUGCGGCAUUUGUGGAAUACAGUGGAGCAGAUGAAAUCAGCGACCAUAAUAUGAGAAUGAUGGACUUCUUCCUAAUUAGAGCAUAUGCAAGAGGUUUGGCGGCUGACGCAGUAGCCUCAAGCCAUCCGCUUUCCUUCAAAAUCGAAAAGGCUGAAGAAGUGUCGGAAGCCUUUGAUGAUAUCACCUACAGUAAAGGAGCAUCGGUUCUCACAAUGCUAUCGGCCACAGUUGGAGAGGACAACUUCAAAAAAGCAAUUACUCACUACCUCAAGAAAUUUUCAUACGGAAACGCACGAGCUAAAGACCUAUGGCAAGCAUUUGACGAAACCGUUACGGAUGUCACGGGUCCCAAAGGCGGGCCUAUAAAAAUUACUGAAUUUGCUCCUCAGUGGACGACCCAGAUGGGAUUCCCAAUGGUAACUGUUAAAGCUCUCAAUGACACCACUGUGAAAAUCACGCAGGAGCGCUACAAAGCGAAUAAGAAUGCCGUGGAGCCGGAGAAGUAUCGUCAUCCAAAAUAUGGGUAA
Molecule: messenger RNA, 861 nt
Organism: Ostertagia ostertagi
Lineage: Eukaryota; Metazoa; Nematoda; Chromadorea; Rhabditida; Trichostrongylidae
Source: the annotation of a GenBank genome assembly